Coregonus clupeaformis (lake whitefish) is the source of this 3712-nucleotide messenger RNA. Its product is annotated as 7SK snRNA methylphosphate capping enzyme. NCBI's taxonomy places the organism in Eukaryota, Metazoa, Chordata, Actinopteri, Salmoniformes, Salmonidae. The transcript is spliced from 5 exons. Gene Ontology annotation, molecular function: RNA methyltransferase activity; O-methyltransferase activity; snRNA binding. Gene Ontology annotation, biological process: snRNA modification. The record is from RefSeq and is a predicted model, not a curated record. Bases 320 to 2629 code for a protein of 769 amino acids.
CCUGCGUGAGUUGAGUUGUUGAGCUAUAAGUUAGUAACCGGAGUUUGUUGUGUACAGCGAGCUCACAAUCAUACUACAUUUCAUACAGAACAACCGCACUGGUUGUUUUAGGAAUUUUGGAGAGGCAUGUCUCCCAAACAUAAUGUAUUUAUUUCACCAGUGUAAAUAAUAUUAGCGAACAACCAAGCUAUCAACGAAGCUGAUGCUGCGGGGGACGUCAGUAACUCGGGAGGGAGUGUGGCAGUGACAGUUCAGCUUCACGAGAAGGCGGGGGAACGUAUGGUGGUCCCAUGUCAGCACCAAAAAUAUUGAGUGGAAGAUGAUAAAGAUGUCUGUUGAUAAAGAGACUGUUCCAACCAGAAGUACGAAAGUGGACCCAGCGCCACCUCUGCCACCCCAGAAACUCUCAGAAUGCACUGGAAGCUGCAACAAUACCACCAAAGUGCCAGAGGUCACCCUGGCCAACCCAGACAGCACUGAUGAUGCUGCUACCUGCCCCAUGCCAGACAGUGGGGCCCAAACCAAGCACAGCAGGUUGGCUGACCCCAACGACCAGACAGAGAGUGUUGGACAGGAGGCCAUGGUGACUGAGCAGCACCUUAACCCAAAAAAUGGCUUGCAGCAGCCCAAACAACACCAGCAGCAGCAGAAACUCUCAAAGCGUCGCAGCACAAUGAAUGCAGGGUUCAAGCAUCCAGCAGGUAAGAGACGACGACGGGCCAACUCUGAGAGUGACUCAGUUCUGCCCACCAACUUCCUGCUGGGAGGAAACAUCUUUGACCCGCUGAACCUCAACAGUCUGUUGGACGAGGAUGUGAACAGGGCCCUGAACGCUGAGACACCCAGGUCCUCCCCCCUGCCUGCCAAGAACCGUGACCCUGUAGAGAUCCUCAUUCCCAGGGACAUCACUGACCCUCUCAACCUUAACAGCGGGAUGGGAGGCAAGGGCCUCCUUGUGUCGACUUUUAAGAGUGGCGGCAGGAGGAGGCACCGCAACAGACACCACGGAGGAGGAGGUGGGGGGUCCUCAGUCUCCGGGUUGGACCUGUCAGAUUCAGAAAGAAGUGGUGAAGUGACCAACACCACUGCUUCUUCUCUGUCUAACCUGGCAUCUGCUAGCGCUGCUUCUGCCUCUGUUUUAGAAGCACCCAGUGUCCCAGCCAUCUUGGACUCCCAGGGUGGUGAUGGUAAAGAGAUCAACCCCUCCAACUGCAGGGAUGAGGCCACGCUCACUGUAUCAGCCCCCCAGGCCCAGCCUCGAGCCCCAGAAGACUCCUCAGCAGCCACGUCCGGAGGCCCAAACCAGCUCACUAGCCGGCCACGCAAACGCAGACGCAACUCUGGUAAAACCGAGCCUCAUAUGGCCCAAUCUACUCCUAUGGCCAAGUCAGGGACAGAGGAGAAGGGCCGUGGAGCUGGGCCCGGGAGAAACGCACAGUCCUCCUUCCAAACCCCAGUGGUAGGUCCCAGGGGGUCCUCCCAGCUACCAGGGGGUCGGCAACAGCAUCCCCACAACCAGCACAAACGACAACAGCACCAGGGCAACAAAAAGAAGUUCCAGUAUGGGAACUACAACAAAUACUAUGGUUACCGCAACCCAGGCUGUUCUGAGGACCCGCGGUUCCAUUGUCUGCGUCCGGAGUGGUUCCAGGGUAAGGCAGUGCUGGACCUGGGCUGCAACACGGGCCACCUGACUCUGUGUAUUGCUAAGAAGUUGCGGCCCGCACGCAUAUUGGGGUUGGACAUUGACGGGGGUCUGGUGCACGCGGCCCGCCAGAACAUCAGACACUACCUGUCAGAGCUGCAGGCCCAGGAGGCCCGGCGAACCACAGGGGAGGAGGAGGAGACCAAUGGGCCGGAAGAAGAGAAGAAGGAGGAGAAGGCAAACAGACAGGAGGAGAGGAAGGAAGACGAGUCACACUCAGGCAAACAAACACACAAACGGGACAAACUGAAUGAAAGAGAGCACAGCAGGGCUGAGAAUGGAAAAGUUGAAAAGCAGGUGAGAAGAGACGGCGUCCCAGCGGAGGCAGCGGAUGGUGUGGUGUUGACACGUCACGCAGAGAGAAGAGCUCAGGAGAGUGGGACUGAGGAGAAGGACUCUGGAGCCCUUGCUGUUGAACUGGUGACCAGCUCUUUCCCUGUCUCCUUACAUAUCUCCAGGGGGCCCAUAGCAGCACCCCCACUCCCCGAAACACCCACCAUACCUCCUGGCAACUUCCCCUCCAAUGUCUCUUUUAUCAAGGGGAACUAUGUCCUGGAGAGUGAUGUUCUGUUGCUGACCCAGCGGCCAGAGUAUGACGUAAUCCUGUGCUUCAGCGUUACCAAGUGGGUCCACCUGAACUGGGGAGAUGGCGGCUUGAAGCGCCUCUUCCACAGAGUGUUCAGACACCUGCGUCCUGGAGGCAUGUUCAUCCUGGAGCCACAGCCCUGGAUCACCUACGGCAAGAGGAAGAAACUCACGGAUAGCAUCUUUAGGAAUUACCACAGCAUCCGCCUCAAACCAGAACAGUUCUCCACAUAUCUGACAUCUGAGGUGGGAUUCUCCAGCUACGAGUUGAUCGGGACGCCUAACAGUUCGUCAAGAGGUUUUCAGAGGCCAAUCUACUUGUUUCAUAAAGGAACAUAAUCUGCCUGGAAGUACAUUGGGUGUGUUAAGUGACAGAAACCCAAACCACCAUGAGACACCUUCAUAUCUUAAUCUCCAGCCUGUAAGCAUAUCUCUCAACCCCAAGCAGACUCAGUCAGAGCUUUCUACAUGCCUGUACAUUGACGCUGUGUUGUUUUGAAGGUAAGGAGUCCAAAACAUGACAAUUGAUUCUAUAAAACGACAAUCUGAUGGCUUGUCUACCCACCAAACUCCACUCCAGAUGAUGAGAAGAGAAGCUUUGGGAAACUCAAUCAUGACUUUGGGUUUUUUGCUCCCCAUGCACAGGCAUUGUGUUCCAUAUUUUUUACUACUGUUUGUACUCUUGUUCAGUCAAGGACUGUAUUUUUCAGUUGGUUCAUCAAUAUAUCCAGCUUUUUAAGGAGAAUGGACAGGCGAAACCCAAUUUGAAGCCUUUACAUAAAGGUUGGAGUCCAAAUGGAACUCAUGUAGGAACAUUUCUCACACUUUUUAUAGGAUCAGUGUCUUCAUUUUAACAUAGGCCACAGAGGAACUCAUUGAGGACAAUCUGACUGACCAGGAAAAGCAGUUUGUUUGUGGAUGAGUGUGGCCUGUCUUCAGUCUGCUCCUGGUCUGGAUUGCAUUCUUUCCUGAUGUCCUACUUUGCGUCCAGGGACUGUUCCUGCCUCUUUGUAUUGGUAGCUGAUUCAAGAACAACUGUCAGUCAGGUGGAGUUGACUAUGGUGAGAGGAUGAUCAAUGUUUUUACUUUUGGCUAUAUAAGAAUGAUUUUAUUUGAUUGUACUCCUUUUCUGUUGAUUACUGUUUUUCUUACUUGUUUCUUUCAAUGGAUUCUUGUCAUGUGUUCAAUAUGAUUAGUUGCUGCCAACUAAUCAUAUGUAGCCUAUACAGGACCUCAGUGGUUUGUACUCAGAUUUGACUUUAAUUGUUAAUCCAGCUCACUUUAACCCAAAUCAAUUCAUCAUAAUGUAAUGUUGUUUACGCUUUGCUCAAUUCUUACGCUUAAUAUUUUGUUUACUAUCACCAGCAGAUGGUCAUAUGCUGGUCUAGUUCUGAUGUUUGUUAAUAAACAAAUCAAUUGAAA